This is a messenger RNA of Etheostoma spectabile (orangethroat darter), 424 nucleotides long. RefSeq names its product dual specificity protein phosphatase 19. The transcript has 3 exons. Gene Ontology annotation, molecular function: JUN kinase phosphatase activity. NCBI's taxonomy places the organism in Eukaryota, Metazoa, Chordata, Actinopteri, Perciformes, Percidae. The annotation marks the transcript as partial. The record is from RefSeq and is a predicted model, not a curated record. Gene Ontology annotation, biological process: regulation of MAP kinase activity. Gene Ontology annotation, cellular component: cytoplasm.
CAUGCAGUUCCUGACUGCAGAGAUCCAGAGUUUCUCUCGGACGCGGCUGAGGAAGCAGUGCACCCGCGUGACGUCACUGAGCGGCCGACGCAUCAUCGAGACCUGGAAGGGUUCUACCAUCACUGUGGUGGAAGACCCUGUCCCCCCGGAGAAGAUCCUGGGAUACGUCCCCGACACUUCCUGGGACCUGCAGGUCGGCAUCGUCAAGCCCUACCUGCUGCUGGGUUCUCAAGAUGCUGCACAUGACUUUGGCACUCUGAAAAAACACAAGGUGUCUCACAUCCUGAACGUGGCCUUCGGGGUGGAGAACGCGUUCCCUGACCUGUUCAUCUAUAAGACCGUCAGUAUUCUGGAUCAUCCCGACGCGGACCUGCUGCUUCACAUCCAGGACUGCUGUGACUUCAUCCAGCAGGCUCGCAACGAG